Plasmodium cynomolgi strain B is the source of this 1123-nucleotide messenger RNA. RefSeq lists its product as hypothetical. The annotation marks the transcript as partial. Lineage: Eukaryota; Apicomplexa; Aconoidasida; Haemosporida; Plasmodiidae. The record is from RefSeq and is a predicted model, not a curated record. The transcript has a single exon.
AUGGUGGCCCCCACACGAGUGGCAACCUUCCUCCUUCUCGCGUGCGCCCUGCUGUGUUUAGCACCAAUAAUUGCAAAAGAAAAAAAAAACGGAGAAAAAAAAGAAGGAAACCUUUUGCAAAAGCUAAGGAACAAAUUAAUAAAUUACAUUGCAAGCAAGAAAAAGUUUGAUUCGAACGGAUGGGUAGACUUAUCGCUACUUCAAGGGGAGAAGUUCCAACCAAUCGACCUACGUAUCGAAGAUGACCAAGUGAUUUGCAACGGCAACAAUCAAAUUCUCGAAGUGACUGUGGUGAAACAAAAGUUACUAAAACACACAGACGAUGCGUCCUAUCACGAGUUAACCCUGGACAGUAAAAAAAUAGCUCCCAAUGCCAAGCUGCUCUCUACAAUCCCGUUAAUGAGGAUGAGACUACAUCAACAGCAGAUGGGGGGAGCAAUAGCACCUCUUAUAAAACGAUUAGGGUUAUCCUCCUUUCAUGCACUGCCCCCCAAUUUUGAAGGCUAUAUCGUAUGCACAAAAAAAGACACCAAUGCUUUGCUCGUUCCAAAGACAUUGAAAUCAGUUCAGUUCGUAUCAGGACCAUGGAAAGUACGAGUAAGCAUAGAUUUUUACAGAUGUCCACUUUCCAAUUUUGGAAGGAUAUUUCAAGUAACCAUAAUAGACGAAGUCAAUGUCCUACUCAAUAAUGACAAGUCUUUCAUCUGGCCCAUCCCUCUAACGUCCUUUUUCGAAGUCUACGAUUUCCAUCUAGCUGUUAGAGACUGUAAAAAAGGGAACUUUUGCGAAUUAGAGAGGACAGCAAAUGGGGAUGGAAAUAACAAUAGCACUCUUAUAUUGAACUGCCCAAGUUGGGGAAGCACACAUAAACUGACCAUAGCUAAUGCAUUGCUCCUUUCAGCUUACCUUGGUAUGUCUAUCGCACAUGGCUUGUCCUACCCUUACAUGAAUAUAUCAGCUGAUGAUUAUAUAAGUAGUAGGUAUAGCCAAAUUUCAAAAAGCACCCCAAGAAUCCGAAAAAGAGUCAUUAAGUCCUCCUACCUUAGGGAUGAGUAUGAAGAGGAAGAGAGUAAAAGUUCUUUAAAGAAACUGAGUCUCAUUACUCACUUAAUUUUCCUAGGAG